ACAAAGCAUUUUAUAUAUUUUUACGUAUAUUAACAAUGAACUUUAAAUACUGCUACAUUUUUGUAAAUUAAAUAUUAACUAUUUUCUUAAGAUUGAUUAGCAUGACUUGUCUCUUUUACUCAAUGAACUAAAUAUAUUAUUUAAAAUGUACAAAAAGUUUUUAAAGCAACUAAAAACCGUUCUUGAAUCGGGAAGUGUGGGGAACGCGUCGUCAUCUGAUGAGGAGUUGGAGCAGUGGGAGCAAAUAUUCAUGAUGAGAGAUGAAAAUGGAAAUAGCUAUCAUGACAAACGAAAGAAAAGAAGCAUAUGGUGUCGGCCAUCAUGUAUUCCUGUGUCAAUAGUUAUAUUAUUGAUUGUUCUUGUGGUUUUAGUACCACUGUUAGACCAGCCGAAUAUAGCCCAGGUCCUGCCCACUGCUAGAGACUUACAUUGCUCAGAUGAGUGUAGGUUAUCUUUAGUAGAAAGUAUACCAGAGGGUCAUAUGUAUCCGCCUAAUUCAACACAUGCCAACACAAAAAAUGUCUGGCUAGAUUUGAUAGACGAUGCUCAAUCAUCUAUAGAAAUAGCGUCUUUGUAUUGGACUCUUAGGUUUAAUGAACAAUAUCCAUAUAAUUCCUCUAUUGAGGGUGAACAAGUUUUCCAGGCGUUGUUAGCAGCUGGAUUAAAGAGAAAUAUAAAAUUAAGAAUUGCUCAAAACUGGCCUUCUAAGUCUUACCCUAAUGUAGACACUGAAUAUUUAGUUAAGAAAAAGGCAGCGCAGGUGCGAAGCCUUAACUUCUCAAAGCUGCUCGGAAGUGGCGUCCUUCACACGAAGUUCUGGAUCAUAGACAAGACACACUUCUACAUAGGCAGCGCUAAUAUGGAUUGGAGGUCGCUGACUCAGGUAAAGGAAUUAGGAAUCGUAGCUUACAAUUGUUCCUGUCUUGCGACUGAUCUAGCAAAGAUAUUUGAAGUUUACUGGACUCUGGGUAGUCCAGAUGCGGUGGUGCCUGACACAUGGCCUAAGGAACUAAGUACCGAGAUUAAUAUGGAGCAUCCUAUCAACAUUUCGGAUGACCAGAGCAACUACGGGGUGUUUAUAACGAGUUCCCCACCGCCUUUUAGUCCAGCUGGUCGGACUAAUGAUGACGACGCGAUUGUUAACAUCAUUCACUCAGCCGAGGAAUUCGUGUAUAUAUCUGUUAUGGACUACGCUCCUGCGUUCGAGUUUACGCCGCAACCUAAAUACUGGCCAAAAAUCGACGACGCAUUGCGUGCAGCGGCCUUAGAGCGUCACGUGCGCGUGCGCAUGUUAAUAAGCUGGUGGCGCCACUCCUCGCCCGCCGAAGAACAUUAUUUACGCUCUCUGGCUGCGCUUAACCAGGCCUUGCCGCAUCUUGAUAUUCAAGUGCGCCGUUUUAUAGUUCCAUCUACCCCGGACCAAGACAAGAUCCCAUUCGCGCGAGUGAAUCACAACAAAUAUAUGGUGACAGACAAAACAGCGUAUAUAGGAACGUCGAAUUGGUCCGCCGAUUAUUUCGUUGACACAGCGGGUGUGGCUUUUGUAUACAAACCGGAAAUGGAAAAUAAAGUUAGAAAUGGCAGCGACAUCCGGCGGGAUUUGCAAGAGCUAUUCGAAAGGGAUUGGACGUCUCCGUAUGCGGUACCUCUGAGGAAUUUAUAGCGAUAAAAAAUGUAAUUUUUUUAAUUUGCUAGAGAAAUUAAAAUCGGUCUAAUUAAUCAUUUAUUCUACGGAAAGGGCGUUCUAAUAAUUAAGAAAAGAUAUUAGUAACAAAAAUCCAAUAAAAUUAAUCAACAAUACUAUUUACCUUAUACAAGUCCAGAAAUGUCUGGAUUUCUCAAAAAACUUCUUCCCUAACUAGAGAA
This is a messenger RNA of Pieris brassicae (large cabbage white), 1866 nucleotides long. RefSeq names its product 5'-3' exonuclease PLD3-like. Gene Ontology annotation, molecular function: catalytic activity. Bases 146 to 1663 code for a protein of 505 amino acids. The record is from RefSeq and is a predicted model, not a curated record. The transcript has 11 exons. Lineage: Eukaryota; Metazoa; Arthropoda; Insecta; Lepidoptera; Pieridae.